This is a messenger RNA of Exophiala mesophila, 4703 nucleotides long. RefSeq lists its product as uncharacterized. Gene Ontology annotation, cellular component: cytoplasm. The record is from RefSeq and is a predicted model, not a curated record. The coding region runs from base 1053 to 4367 and encodes 1104 amino acids. NCBI's taxonomy places the organism in Eukaryota, Fungi, Ascomycota, Eurotiomycetes, Chaetothyriales, Herpotrichiellaceae. Gene Ontology annotation, molecular function: calcium-dependent cysteine-type endopeptidase activity. Gene Ontology annotation, biological process: proteolysis. The transcript has 2 exons.
CUCUUCUUGAAGCUUUGCUGAACGUGACAAUCUUUCUGUUCGACUCUUUGCCAAGCCUCACCAGCGAACCCGUCCCGCUUUUGGGAAGGCACCUACCUGUACGUGCCUGUCUACGAACGGGAUGCGCCUUCUAUAACGUGAAGUCGUCUGUCCACCAUAUAACUCGAUAUAAUGACACUUUUGGAAAGAGCAACUUCCACUUCCCCUUCCCCUUCCCCUUCCCCUUCCCCUUCCUUUUCUUGACACUUUCUCUGUCUCAAUGUGUCCCAUCAAUUCAACAUUUCUACGUCCCCAAUGGCUGUACCUCGUCGCUCUCCACGAGACAGCAUUACCCCCAUCUUAACAAUCAACCCGAUGCCCUCCUUGGGUAGCCAUCAACUGUCAGAUCACGUUAUAAAACGCUAUCCUAAUCAAAUGAUCGUGUCCUGGGUUGAGACAGUUGCUCAUGCCCACCACACAGGCAUUACUGAGGCUGCAGCCUGUUCAACGAUCAAUAUGGAAGAGCCAAUGGACGACCACUAUUACCCCUGGAUCGGUGCAACCGAAGGCAAUCAACCAAUACUGGACCCCCAUGCGACCUCCCCAGCUGUUGAUCUGGGGCUAGUCUUAAAGACUGGUUAGAUCAUCAACCAAGCCUCAGGCAUUUCGAAGCCUAGUUUGGGACAAAAGAACCAUUUCCUCGUUCAACAAUUGAGCCGCCAUCCUCCAGCCUUACCCUCACUCGAGUCAAUUCCCUCUCGCGACUCCCAAGUCGUCGUCAUUCUUUAGCAAUGUGUCUUAUUCAACCAUUCAUCCACUCACAUCUUUUGUUGCGGUCCCAAAUCCUCCAAAACUGGACGUCAUUCAUUGUCUGUCGGCGGUAACGACCCAAUACUAAGGCUGACCACUCUCCAAUAAGUCCAAGCACGGCAGAAUUCCAGAGAAAGCCUGCUUGCCAGGACUUUCAUGGGCUAAGAUCAACACCUGUCCUCUUUGCGGAGCGCAUCCCAGACAAUCGACAUCAGGCCUUGAGGACCCUGACACCUCAUUGCUAAUCAUCUCGGAAGGAAAAAAUGAAUGAUAAUCGGUCAGAACAUGGCCCGGCCCGUCAUCCUACACUACCGUCAGACGUCUGUGUCCCGGCGGCCUCAAGAAUCCAUCGUCAAUCACGCCGGCAAGCUCCACAGGACACGGUCGACCAAUACUGGAGUCGUCUCAAGCCAAGAUUCCCCGGCAAAGUGUUCACUGUCUUACCAAAUGACCCAUAUGCUCGUAGAAAGGCUGAGAAUACUCCUCAUGGCGCAGUGUCUGGACAGAGGGCUGCCAAGUCAUACGAGGCAGCCAAACUUGAAUGUGAGCGCGAUGUGGGUAGGAUUGUCAAAGAGUGCAGACGCCUGAACCAGAAGUACCGUGACCUACACUUCGAUAUCGAGUGGGAUCUCAAGUCCGGUCAAAGAAACUGUCUCGACGGGUUGAGCACACCUGGUGAUGGAAUGAGGCCAAAGGGCGUCAAACGUGUCACUGACAUUUUCGAAAAUCCACAGUUCUACAUAAACGGUCCAACCGCCGGAGACGUCCGGCAAGGUCGUGACGGGGAUUGUUAUCUAAUGGCCGCUUUGUGUGGCCUAGGCAACAUGAAAGGCUUGAUCAAUCGAGUCUGCAUCAAGCAGGACCAGCAAGUGGGUGUUUAUGGUUUCGUCUUCUUUCGAGGUAUGCAAAGCCCAUCUCUUCCACAGCACUAUUUCCUAAUGUUGUCUCUCGCAGACGGUGAAUGGCAACACUGUAUCAUUGAUGACAAGCUUUAUCUCAAACAUCCCGACUGGUGGGAAAGCCAGGACGAGCGGAGGCCGUGGGACGAUCCCAAUCAUCUCGAUCGCGAAGAAGAGUACCGAAAGGCUCAUCAAACAGGCUCUAGAGCGCUCUACUUUGCACAGUGCAGUGAUGAGAACGAGACCUGGCUCCCGCUGCUUGAGAAGGCAUAUGCAAAAGCUCAUGGCGACUAUGCUUCGAUCGAUGGCGGGUUUACCGGCGAAGCAAUCGAGGACUUGACUGGCGGUGUCACCACCGAGCUUUACGGCACUGAUAUCCUUGACCGUGAAGCUUUCUGGACUAACGAGCUGAUGCAAGUCGGAAAGCAAUUUCUUUUCGGCUGUGCAACAGGAUUCUAUUCGAAUUGGCUUGAUACAAGCAAUGCGCCCAAAGAACGUGAUGGCAUCUCAGAAGGUCAUGCAUAUAGCAUCAUGGAUGUGAGAGAAGUUGAUGGAAAACGUCUUCUUAAACUCCGCAAUCCAUGGGGACGACCAGUCAAAACCGGCGCCUGGAGCGACGGAAGCUCCGAGUGGACUCCAGAAUGGAUCCAAAAACUCGGCCACAAGUUCGGUAAUGAUGGUGAGUUUUGGAUCAGCUAUGAGGAUCUGUUAAGAAAAUAUCAGCACUUUGACCGAACGCGCAUCUUCGGAAGUGACUGGAACGUCACACAAUGCUGGACCGCAGUCGAUGUUGCCUGGCCAGCGCAGUAUCACAGUACCAAGUUUUCUCUAAUUCUAGAAAAAAGAGCUCAUGUUGUCAUUGUAUUGGCUCAGCUUGACGAAACUUAUAUUGGCGGCCUCGAGGGUGCAUACAGCUACGAUCUUCAUUUUCGACUCGAGUCUUCCGAAAAGGAAGACGACAACGACUAUAUCGUCCGCUCAAACGGCAACUAUGCCAUGGCUAGAUCCGUCAGCACGGAUGUCGAGCUGGAAGCAGGGACAUAUUUUGUCCUGAUGAAAAUCACCGCAAAGCGCGAACACAACCGAGAUCAUCUGGAAAAUGUGUUGCCAAUCUAUGCAGCUACUAAGCGCGAGAAACUCAUUCAGAUGGGUCUGUCAUACGAUUUAGCACAUGCCAAAGGAUUGAUUGUGGAAAGCGAAGAAGAACGACAAGAGCGGAAGGCACACCAAAGAAUCCAAAGAGCCAAAGCCCGAGAACAACGCAAGGAGAAAGCGAGGAAGAAAGCUUGGAAACGUUGGAGUCGAGAAAGAGACAAGCACCUUAGAGAAAUGCAGAGACAGCGAAAGAAACAACAGGCGGAGACGAUGGCACGAACUCGAGAUCUCCCUGCCGUUGGAAGUCUUGAACGAGACGUCGCUUUCGAGACCAGAACCUCAUCAAACUAUGCUUUGCGCCGGAUCGCCUUGAAAAAUACCCAUGAGCAUCAUGUCGACGACCUUGAAGAACGACAAGGACCGAUAUCUGAAUCCAGUAUGCCUUGGAUCCCGCACCUACCACAUCGCUCACAUGUUCUAUCAGAAAACAACGAAGUCGGUACCAGCAUACCCAGAACUGAGGCUAUCCACAUUUCCGAUGAAGAUCGUGUGACGAUCGAGCGAGAGAGUGGCUCAACAUAUCUCACUGCCCCGCAGUCACCAGUGGUAACCCUAGGCGAUGUGACACAGGAAAGUGCCGCAGCGACACCGACUCAGACACAGUGGUCAAAGACCUCAAGCUCCUCAGCAGAUCAGACCCGGGGCUCUCAGCUCUCAUGGGAGCCUCGCAGAAGGACAGAGGAGUUCGUACCAAGCCCUAAUGCCGGUGGUAGUGGCGAGAGUGACGACCGCUCAUUGAGGCGCGAGUCGCCAGUGCAUGAACUCGACACAAUCAUAAACUUGAAGCCUCUAUCGGGGCCUCCUGCUCAACAUCAACCACAGCAUGUACCCCCUCAACCUUUACCUUUGGGCCAAGAGUUGAGCCAUAAACCCGACAACUUCGAGCAAAUUCGUGAGCCUCAACGUGAGGACACUCUUGAUACCACAGCAGCCACCCAAAGUCUGGAAUUUGCGAGUACUUCUGGUCCAUACGAAGACCUACCUACUAUCUUCAAUCACUUACGCGUGCAAGUCGAUGGCGAGGAAUACGAUGUCGACUCCUACCCGCCUUUUGAAUGGGACUCUGUGCUUGACAUGUCAUCAGAGGCUGCAUCUUCUGAUUCUGAAGCUUCGUCCAGGCGCGAAGGCUCUUUCCCUGGCUUUGUGCAUCGCCGCCACCAUCGCCGCAGGUCUGGCCGGGAAGGAGUCGACCGGCGUGUCCCACUUCCAAUGCACCCUUCUCCUUUGCCAGGUACACCUAAUCCGCAUUUUGUUGAUUACAUUGGCGGGCUUGAAGAACCGUGGAACGCUGUUUGCGUGGUAGGCUUGAGAGUAUACUCUACUUUGCGUGACGAUGAGGUCUUGCUAAAGGUUGUGCGGCCAAAACUAAUCUCUGAUGAGGACAAGGUUAGCGACAAAGACAGUAAUGCAGAUGAUGUUGGUAUUGAGAGAGGAGAAGCGAAUGGAGAAGACCAGUCGAAUGAACCGCUCACCAGUCUAGAUCCAGACGAUAUGGCUCGAGGUGCCGUGGCCACUAUGCAUUGAGAUGCGAGCCAGGGAGCCAGGGCGUGGCGGAUCACAAAGGGAUGCUAGAAGGGGACAUAUCAGCGUUAUGACUGUAACAUCAAAGCAGUGGAAGAAAGGUGCUGACAAGCAUGGCAUGUAGAUUGGCGUCUGCCCAUGAUCUGGUUAUUAGGAGAAAGAUUGCAAAUCCGUGUUGUCAGGAGACUGGCCGAACUCAUUACCAUGACAGUCACCCACCACAAGUAGAUUGUGGAUCUUUGGAGUGGAAACAAACACGCUUUGUACUUUUUUGUUGUCGUCGUACUUGGAGAUGGGUUAUCUGAUGUAAAAUUCCUAUUAUGAUUUCUCAUGUCUGAC